UGAAUCCCACUUUUCUCACUGAAACUCAUUCUAUAUAAACCUCAUCAACCCAUUUCAUUUUCAGAACCAUCUCAAUCAGUUUAAUUCAGUUCAUUCCGAUUCAAUUCUCUUUAAAACUCCCAGCAAAAUAUAUAAACAAACUCUUUGCAGAAAUGGAAGGAACUUCAGAAAUUCUCAAACCCCAUAUCAUUAUGCUACCAAGUCCAGGUAUGGGUCAUCUUAUCCCAUUCGUUGAGUUAGCUAAACGACUCGUUCUUAAUCAUGGUUUCUCAGUUACAUUCACUAUUCCGACUGAUGCUGGGUCUCCUUCUAAAGCUCAGAAAUCUGUUCUUGAUUCCCUUCCUAGUUCUAUAAAAUCUAUAUUUUUAUCUCCUGUUGAUAUAAGUGAUUUACCAGCUAAUGUUAAGGGUGAAACGAAAAUUUCGCUAAUGGUAACUCGUUCAGUUCCAUCUCUUUCUAACUCGUUUAAACACAUUGGGUCGACUCAUAGGGUUGUUGCUUUUGUUGUUGAUGCUUUCGGAACUGAUACUUUUGAUGCUGCAAAUGAGUUUAAUAUCAAACCUUAUGUUUUCUUUGCAACAACGGCUAUGACUUUAGCGUUGUUUUCAUAUUUUCCUAAAAUGGAUGAAGAGUACUCUUGCGAGUAUAGAGAUGUGCCUGAGCCGAUUCGAAUUCCAGGGAGUAUUGCUAUCAAUGGGAUCGAUCUUAUUGACCCUAUGCAAGAUAGGAAAAAUGAUUCCUAUACAUGGAUUUUACAUCAUGCCAAAAGGUACAAACUUGCUGCCGGUGUCUUGCUAAAUACCUUUGAUGAAUUCGAAACAGAUACUAUUAAGUUUUUGAAGGGGAGUGAAUCAGGCAACCCACUGAUUUAUCCGAUUGGACCGCUUAUCAGGACAGGGGAGAAUGGCAAUGUAUCUGAUGAGGCGGGUUGUUUGAAGUGGUUGGAUGAUCAACCACUUGGGUCCGUUUUAUUCAUCUCGUUUGGAAGUGGUGGAACACUCUCUAGUGAGCAAUUGACUGAAUUGGCUCUAGGCCUAGAAAUGAGUGAGCAAAGAUUUCUGCUGGUUGCUAGAAGUCCCAGUGAUAAGGCUGCAAAUGCAACAUUCUUCAAUCCUCAAGGUAUCAGUGAUCCUUUUGAUUUCUUGCCAGAAGGGUUCUUAGAAAGAACGAAAAAACUUGGUUUGGUUGUUGAUUCAUGGUCUCCUCAAGUUCAAGUUCUUAGCCACACAUCGACAGGCGGCUUCUUAACUCAUUGUGGAUGGAAUUCAACCCUUGAAAGCGUGGUACACGGUGUCCCUUUAAUUGCCUGGCCACUCUAUGCUGAGCAAAAAAUGAAUGCUUUAAUGCUUGAAGGUUUCAAGGUUGCAAUAAGGCCAAAGGCAGACGAACGAGGUAUUAUAAGACGUGAUGAGAUUUCUAGAGUUGUCAAGGGACUUAUGGAAGGAGAGGAAGGUAAGACUAUAAAGAGCAGGAUGACAGAACUUCAAAGUGCUGCAUCAAAUGUGUUAGAAGAAAAUGGGUCUUCAGCUAAGUCACUUGAUGAAUUGGCAAAUGUAUGGAAAAAUCAGACAACAACAUAGAAGUUUCACUUUUGUGCACAUGAUUGUUUUUAGUUUGGUCUUAUUUGGGAGCUUUUAUGUAUUCUAUAUUGCCAUGUUGAUGUGAUUGUGAUUUUGUUUAAUAAUAUUGUCUUGUGUGUUUGUCCCGGUCA
This is a messenger RNA of Papaver somniferum (opium poppy), 1711 nucleotides long. Its product is annotated as hydroquinone glucosyltransferase-like. The transcript has a single exon. Bases 153 to 1580 code for a protein of 475 amino acids. NCBI's taxonomy places the organism in Eukaryota, Viridiplantae, Streptophyta, Magnoliopsida, Ranunculales, Papaveraceae. Gene Ontology annotation, molecular function: UDP-glycosyltransferase activity. The record is from RefSeq and is a predicted model, not a curated record.